ACUGGCUCUGGUUCAUUUCACGGUAGUUGUGCUGGAGAAACCGCGCACGAAGUAAACUUAUCCUGACUGAAAGCGUGAUUGACCACUGCACCCGUCACAAUGUCUCGGGGAUCUAUAGAAAUCCCCUUACGGGACACUGAUGAGGUGAUUGAGUUGGACUUCGACCAGCUGCCAGAGGGAGAUGAGGUCAUCAGCAUCCUCAAGCAGGAGCACACGCAGCUCCACAUCUGGAUCGCGCUGGCGCUGGAGUAUUACAAACAGGGGAAGACGGAGGACUUUGUGAAGCUGCUGGAGGCGGCGCGUAUCGAUGGGAACCUGGACUACCGCGACCACGAGAAGGACCAGAUGACGUGCCUGGACACGCUGGCCGCCUACUAUGUGCAGCAGGCGCGGCGUGAGAAGAACAAGGACGCCAAGAAGGAGCUCAUCACCCAGGCAACGCUGCUCUAUACCAUGGCCGACAAGAUCAUCAUGUAUGACCAGAACCAUCUGCUGGGGAGAGCCUGUUUUUGCCUGCUUGAGGGAGAUAAGAUGGACCAGGCUGACGCCCAGUUCCACUUCGUCUUGAACCAGUCCACCAACAACAUCCCAGCUCUCCUAGGAAAGGCCUGCAUCUCCUUUAAUAAGAAGGACUACAGAGGAGCUCUGGCUUACUACAAGAAGGCACUACGAACCAACCCUGGAUGCCCUGCGGAGGUGCGGUUGGGCAUGGGUCACUGCUUCGUGAAGCUGAAUAAGCUGGAGAAGGCCCGGCUGGCGUUCGGCCGUGCGCUGGAGCUCAACUCCAAGUGUGUGGGGGCGCUGGUGGGCCUGGCUGUGCUGGAGCUCAACAACAAGGAGGCCGACUCCAUCAAGAACGGGGUGCAGCUCCUCUCCAGGGCCUACACCAUCGACCCCAGCAACCCAAUGGUCCUCAACCACCUCGCCAACCACUUCUUCUUCAAGAAGGACUACAGUAAGGUGCAGCACCUGGCUCUCCAUGCGUUCCACAACACCGAGGUGGAGGCCAUGCAGGCGGAGAGCUGCUACCAGCUGGCCCGCUCCUUCCACGUGCAGGAGGACUAUGACCAGGCCUUUCAGUACUACUACCAGGCCACCCAGUUUGCCUCGGCGACGUUCGUGCUGCCGUUCUUCGGCCUGGGCCAGAUGUACAUCUACCGGCGGGACAAGGAGAACGCGGCGCAGUGCUUCGAGAAGGUGCUGAAGGCGUACCCCAACAACUACGAGACCAUGAAGAUCCUGGGCUCCCUCUACGCCACCUCCGACGACCAGGAGAAGAGAGACAUCGCCAAGGGCCACCUGAAGAAGGUGACGGAGCAGUACCCUGAUGAUGUGGAGGCGUGGAUUGAGCUCGCUCAGAUCCUGGAGCAAACAGAUAUACAGGGGGCUCUGUCAGCCUAUGGUACAGCCACACGUAUCCUGCAGGAGAAGGUGCAGGCUGAUGUUCCUCCUGAGAUCCUGAACAACCUGGGCGCUCUACACUUCAGACUGGGCAACCUGGGCGAGGCCAAGAAGUACUUCAUGGCGUCGCUGGAGCGGGCGAAGGCAGAGGGCGAACACGACGAGCACUACUACAACGCCAUCUCCGUGACGACCUCCUACAACCUGGCCCGCCUCUAUAAAGCCACCUGCGAGUUUCACGAAGCCGAGAAGCUCUACAAGAACAUCCUGAGAGAACACCACUAUGUGGACUGCUACCUGAGGCUGGGGGCCAUGGCGAGAGAUAAGGGGAAUUUCUACGAAGCUUCUGAUUGGUUCAAAGAAGCCCUUCAGAUCAACCAGGACCACCCUGACGCCUGGUCUCUGAUUGGGAACCUGCACUUGGCCAAGCAGGAGUGGGGGCCGGGGCAGAAGAAGUUUGAGCGAAUCCUCAAGCAGCCGUCCACCCAGAACGACACCUACUCCAUGCUGGCGCUAGGCAACGUGUGGCUCCAGACACUCCACCAGCCCACACGAGACCGAGAGAAGGAAAAGCGUCAUCAGGACAGAGCUCUGGCCAUCUAUAAGCAGGUACUGAGGAACGAUUCGAAGAAUCUCUACGCAGCCAACGGCAUCGGAGCGGUGCUGGCCCAUAAGGGGUUCUACCGUGAGGCCCGUGACGUGUUCGCUCAGGUGCGUGAGGCCACGGCUGACAUGAGUGACGUCUGGCUCAACCUGGCCCACAUCUACGUGGAGCAGAAGCAGUACAUCAGCGCAGUGCAGAUGUAUGAGAACUGCUUGAAGAAGUUCUACAAGCACCAGAACACGGAGGUUGUGCUCUACCUGGCCCGAGCCUACUUCAAGUGCGGCAAACUAGCGGAGUGCAAGCAGACGCUGCUUAAGGCGCGUCACAUCGCCCCUAGCGACACGGUGUUGAUGUUUAACGUGGCGCUGGUGCUGCAGCGCUUGGCAACGCUGGUCCUCAAGGACGAGAAGAGCAACCUGAAGGCCGUACUCAGCGCCGUCAAGGAGCUCGAGCUGGCCCACCGGUAUUUCAGCUACCUGAGUAAGUCUGGAGAUAAGAUGCGCUUUGAUUUGGCCCUCGCUGCCUCAGAGGCCAGGCAGUGCUCUGAUCUCCUGAGCCAGGCACAGUACCAUGUGGCCCGUGCGCGUAAGCAGGACGAGGAGGAGAAGGAGCUGAGGGCCAAACAGGAACUGGAGAGGGACACGCUGCGCCAACUGAUGCGCAAGGAGCAGGAGGAUAAGCGUUCUAAGGAGGUGGAGGAGCAGAAGAAGCUUCUGGAACAGAGAGCUCAGUACGUGGAGAAGACCAAGGGCUUGCUGUCGUUCACUGACGUGGACACAUCCCGCGAGAAGAAGAGAUCAGGGGGAGGAGGUGGCAGGCGUAAGAAGGGCGGUGACAUGGAUGAGUUUGUGAACGACGACUCGGAUGAAGAUCUGCCUACGAAGAGGAGGAAGAAGAGGAGAGCCAGCGGGAGCGAGGAGGAGGAAGGGGAGGGGGAGGGAGGAGAGAAGAAAUCACGCAAGAGGAGACGGAGACCUCAAGAGGGCAGUGAUGAUGAGGAAGGAGGAUCACGACAGAAGAAGCAACGCAAACCCAAAAAGAGGAUGGAGAAGGCCAAGCCUGAGCGCAUGCCUCCGUCACUCAAAGGGAAAAUCAAAUCCAAAGCCAUCAUCUCCUCCUCUGACUCCUCCUCUGAUGAGGAUGGCCUCAAGAUUGCAGAGGACAGGAAUCCACGGGGAAGUAUUUCUGGUUCUGAUGACGAGGACCGCACUCACAGGAAGCGUCUGGCGUCGGAAAGUGGCUCAGAGGUGGGGCAUAGUGCCAGCGCCCGAGGGUCUGGCCAAUCAGAAGAGGAUUCAGGCAGUGAGGUUGGGGCUAAGCGUAGGCCCCGCCCCCAGUCGGACUCUGAGUCUGAACAGAGUCGCCGUAGUAGGGGAGGGUCCAUCAGCGAGUCCCCGCCCCCCUCUCCCAGACCCGCCUCCGUGGGAUCCCCUCGCCAGUCAGAGUCAGAGGUCGAAGCGUCCAAUCACGGGUCGGACGACAGCGACUGAAGGGCCGCUUGGAACUGCUGUAGGAAUCAUGUCCAACUUUCUGCUGCCGUGUCCACUGUCAGUCUGUCACACACACACACACCCUCUUUCAUACCUGCAGAUCCUUCACACAUAUUCAUACUUGCAGGUGCUGAACACAAACAUACAUACAUACAUACAUACACACACACACACACACACACACACACACACACACACACACUCCCUAAUACCACACAUGAACACAUCUUCACCUCUUGUUUUUUUUUUGUCGUGUGGAAUUUAAUCCUGGCUCAUUUCUGAGAGAUGUCAUGAUGAUGUCAUGUCUGGGUUUAUUUUGGUAUUCUGGGGGGGGUUGUUUUUUGAUUCUGUUUAGAAUGGUAGCAGUCACCAUGAGUGGUGCCAGAAAUUGUGUUUGUACUUUUUCUUUUAAUUAAAAGAAUCUCCUGAAAGAC
This is a messenger RNA of Clupea harengus (Atlantic herring), 3929 nucleotides long. It is a transcript of the gene ctr9, whose product is annotated as RNA polymerase-associated protein CTR9 homolog. NCBI's taxonomy places the organism in Eukaryota, Metazoa, Chordata, Actinopteri, Clupeiformes, Clupeidae. Gene Ontology annotation, biological process: regulation of DNA-templated transcription; transcription elongation by RNA polymerase II. The record is from RefSeq and is a predicted model, not a curated record. Gene Ontology annotation, molecular function: RNA polymerase II complex binding. Gene Ontology annotation, cellular component: Cdc73/Paf1 complex.